Molecule: messenger RNA, 530 nt
Organism: Haliotis rubra (blacklip abalone)
Lineage: Eukaryota; Metazoa; Mollusca; Gastropoda; Lepetellida; Haliotidae
Exons: 3
Coding region: 86-451 (121 amino acids)
Source: RefSeq, a predicted model, not a curated record
CUACCUUAUCCAAAUAUCGUCACACCCAUCUCCAGCAUACCUCCACGAUAAGUUGCCGACUCCUAACACUUCAGUCAGUCUCAAGAUGGCCAACCGGAAGUUCUAUGGUGCCAUGGUCAUAACAAUCCUAGUGACUGAGCUGCUACUUGCGCCGUUCUUUUACGGCCUGUGGUUGGGUGGCGCUCGAAGACAUUUCAUCACUAGCGUCGUCUGUGACAUCGGAUUGUUCUACAUGAUUAGAAACAUUAUAGAACGUCUAUAUCCAGUAAGGCACUGGAAGGAGGGUCUAAGACUGGCCGGCUACCUGACAGCGUUCUACUCAUUAAACAUGUGCCCCAGUGUGGCAGUCUUCCCGCAUGUGUUUACCUGCAUCAAUGCAGCUUUGCAAACUACUCAGACCUUCGUGAACAUUUCUGUGAUUGUGCUGGCAUUGAUAUAUGUGAAGAAAUGAGAUCAGUGUACUCUUUAACGCUAUAGAGCUUGGCUUGUCAGCACGUACAUCUAGUAAAUAAAGGCUGUAGUACAGAUAU